Molecule: messenger RNA, 1644 nt
Organism: Quercus lobata
Lineage: Eukaryota; Viridiplantae; Streptophyta; Magnoliopsida; Fagales; Fagaceae
Product: protein-S-isoprenylcysteine O-methyltransferase A-like
Exons: 3
Coding region: 679-1272 (197 amino acids)
Biological process (GO): C-terminal protein methylation
Cellular component (GO): endoplasmic reticulum; membrane
Molecular function (GO): protein C-terminal S-isoprenylcysteine carboxyl O-methyltransferase activity
Source: RefSeq, a predicted model, not a curated record
UGUUUCCUCUCUCUCUCUCUCUCUCUCUCUCUCUCCACCGAUCCUAGCUGUUCUCAGUCCCUAAACCCUCCCCUGUCUCCACCGCCGGCCCACCCAGUCUCCGCCUCUCCUUCUCCACCACGUCUCCGCCACUCCGCCGUUCAAACCCACCUCUUCUUUUCCUUUCAAAACCACCACCCUUCACGGACGAAGACAGAGAGAUCAACCUGUAGUUUGGGAGUACAAAGUGCUAAGUACCCCCAAAAUCAAAUAGGUGGUUGUUUUUUCUAGUUUCUACUAUAAAAACCCAACAUAAAUAUAUAUAUAACCUCAAGCAUAGUCUAGCUCUAGCCCCUAUUGGAACAUGACCAAAUUGCAAAGCUGACAAGGUUGUAAGAAAAGCCGACCAAGCUCAACUUUUGACGACCACCUUCGAGUGAGGAAACUGUAUCUGGGACUGUGAAGUCUAAGUAAAGUGAACUAUCAAUACUCAGAUUGGGUGACAAAGAAAAGUAACUCCCUACAUCUUCCCAACAAUUCCAAUUAGGAAAAAGCACUUCCCCCCCUUAUCUAUGGGUCUGAAGCUUACACCAAAAAGUUCCUGUUUAUUCAUCCUAGUCCUUUAUUGAGAGAGCUAUAUGCUAUAGUUCUCACUGCAUUGCAUCUGAGACAAAAAUUGACUUCAUUUAUUUACCAAAAAUGACAGAAAUCUUCAGUUACACGGCUUACAGACAGUUAUCUCAGAUGUUCCUCUCGAUAAUUUUCUUUCACAGUUCUGAAUACAUUUUAGCACUCGCCGUUCAUGGGAAAUCAAAUGUUAAUCUUAAGUCUCUUCUGAUUAGCCCAAGUUAUCUUGCAGCAAUGUUCUUUUCUUUGCUGGAGUACUUAAUUGAAAUUGUGUUAUUUCCUGGGAUGAAGGAAUACUGGUGGAUUAGUAACUUGGGCCUUGUAAUGGUUAUAGUUGGCGAAAUAAUAAGGAAAGCAGCAAUUAUUACUGCUGGUUAUUCAUUCACACAUCUUAUUAGGACCAAUCGUGAGGAGAAUCACAGAUUGAUUACUCAUGGAAUCUAUAGAUUUAUCCGACAUCCUGCAUAUUGUGGUUUCUUCAUUUGGUCAGUUGGUACUCAGAUAAUGCUUUGUAAUCCCAUAUCGACAAUUGGAUUUACAAUUGUUGUUUGGCGCUUCUUUGCACAACGGAUUCCAUAUGAAGAGUAUUUCUUGAGGCAAUUUUUUGGUUCGAGUUAUGAUGAAUAUGCCCGAGGUGUUCCUUCCGGGGUGCCAUUUGUAAAGUGAGGAUCUGAUGUUCUGUGGGCUGGGUUUGCCAGGGUGCCAUUUAGAAAGUGAGGAUCUGUAGAUUCUGUGGUCUGGGUUGCAUUUAGCUUCUUGUUUCAUGGAAGCACUCGAAUUUUCCUUGAAGCUGAACUGAUCAAUGGUUUGCAAGAUUGACCAAGUUAUUUACUUCCUGUAUUGCAGCUUUAUGCUUGGUAGUAAUUCUGAAGCUAGAUUCUUGUAAUUAUUGUUCAUGUUGGGAGAAAGACACAAAACUUGUCUUCAGGAAUUAGGAGUUAGGAAUAUUAAAUUUUUUAUUUUGUUCCCAUCAAACAUGCCUCUAAGUAUGCAUAAUAUAUCAUACGGUUAAAGUUUAGUAAACUUUUGAUUGACUAA